UGUGGGGCUUUGGAUACAGUGAGGCUGGGCAUGCAGAGGGCUGGUUCUCGGGGGCAGUGCACUUUAAAAGGGGCAGCUCGGAUUCAGGUUGGAGUUUUUGUGCACCUUGCAGGGAAACAGAUGGAUCCCUUCUGGAUUUUUAACCCGUGAAUUCUUCUCGAUUGUCCCGUACACGCUGGAAGAGUUUCACGGCCAGUCUGACGGUUACGCACAGGCGCGCAGACACCUCCGUGCGCCCGGAGGAGAAACGGUGACCAUGCCGUUCCCCUCGGUGAGCUCCUGCAAUGCCACGCACCAAAACUGCACCGAGAGCUCUAACUUUACGCAGCAGCUGAAUAGAAACGACACCGACCCGUUCGGACGCAACGAGGAGGUGGCCAAGCUCGAGAUCACCGUGCUGAGCCUGGCGUUCGUGGCGGCUGUGGUGGGCAACCUGAGCGUGCUGCUCGCCAUGUACCGAGCACGGCGGAAACCGUCGCGCAUGCACCUGUUCAUGAAGCACCUGUGUCUGGCUGACCUGGUGGUGGCCUUCUUCCAGGUGCUGCCGCAGCUCUGCUGGGAGGUCACGUUCCGCUUCUACGGGCCGGACUUCUUGUGCCGCAUCGUGAAGCACCUGCAGGUGCUGGGCAUGUUCGCCUCCACCUACAUGAUGGUGAUGAUGACCGUGGACCGCUAUAUCGCCAUCUGCCACCCGCUGCAGACGCUCCAGCAGCCCACGCAGCGCGCCUAUAUCAUGAUCGGCUCCACCUGGGCGUGCAGCCUGGUCCUCAGUACCCCGCAGUACUGCAUUUUCUCCCUGAGCGAGGUGCGCCCCGGCUCAGCCGUCUACGACUGCUGGGGGCACUUCGUGGAGCCGUGGGGGGUUCGCGCGUACAUCACCUGGAUAACGGUCGGGAUCUUCGUGGUGCCAGUGGCCGUCCUCGUGUUCUGCUACGGAUUUAUCUGCCGUACGAUCUGGAGGAACCUCAAAUACAAAACCCAGAGGAGAAAGAGCGCGGAAGCCAGCAAAAGCGGGAUGCUGAGCCGGAGCUCGGUGAGCAGCGUCAGCACCAUCUCCCGUGCCAAAUUACGCACGGUCAAGAUGACCUUUGUGAUCGUGGUGGCGUACGUGGUGUGCUGGGCGCCUUUCUUCACGGUGCAAAUGUGGUCGGUGUGGGAUGAGACCUUCUCCUGGGACGACUCUGAGAAUGCCGCCGUGACGCUCUCUGCCCUGCUGGCCAGCCUCAACAGCUGCUGCAACCCCUGGAUCUACAUGAUCUUCAGCGGUAACCUGCUGUCUGACUUCGCUCGCAGCCUGCCGUGCUGUUGCCACCUGAGAAACCGGUUCCACCACCAGGAUUCGGACAGCAGCAUCCGCCGGACCACGCUGCUGACCCGCCUGCAGGGUCAACGCCCUUCAGAGCCUUUCAGAGACCUCAACCCCACCCCCAAAAGCUGCCCGCCAAUCCCAUCUGCAUCCUGACCCCCAGAAACACUACCUGUGUGUGUUUAUGUGUGUGUGUGUGCAUGUUUAGUAAAACUGCAGCAGGUUUGCAGCAGUAAUGGAAGGUAUGACAUCAUCUGAGGGUGCGUUCACACCUACACUCUGUUUUCUUUGGUCCGAUCCAGAGUGGGAAAGUUUACUCCAAGGGACAUUUUUGGUGUUUGGCUUGUCUGGGUUCACAUGGCUGACGUUUAAUAACUCAUUUCCAGUCUGCGGGGUUGGAGACUGUGGGGAUUAGAUGGCAUCAAAACAAAUCUAGUCACUGUAGCUGUUAGCAUGAUGGCCUCGUCUGCACUCGCCUUUUACAUGUCAAAAAAUAAAUGUCCUCGUACCCACGAACGCUGGUGCUGCAGGGCUGCCUACCUGAGCUCCAGGAGUAAAUAAAUGCUGUACAGUACAGGCAGUGUGGAUGUAUUUCACUUUGAAUGCACUACUGGGUGUGUUUCCUUGGAGAGCUGCUCUCGUUAAAGUAUUUAAAGCAUGUUUACGAGAUCAUUUUUUAAGACUUGAGGAUAAGUCUGGUGUUAUUCUGCAGUCCUUAAAUUAAUUCAUGUACAAAUCCCUUCCCCCUCAAAAAAAAGGAAAAAAAAGAUUAAAGACCAGCCAUGUGUUUGUCGCUUCUGCUUUCUCCCUCUAAACAUACAAAACUUUAAAAAUGUAUUUCCAGCUCUUAAAGCCUCGAUAAAAUCCUCUUUGUUGUGCUGUUUUCUAAAUUUAACAAUCAAACAGGAAAAUAGUGCAUUUUGGGGGGACUAUUUUCAGUGGUGGAUGAAUUUGAAUUACUGUGAAAUCAGUGUUUUAAAGACGCUGGUGUGGAAAGGUACUUUCUUAAUGUUUAUUGAAUUCUUUUAGUUAUAAAAUGUGGAAAGUUUGGGUUAAACUUUUUUUUUUUUCAAAAUUAAAAAACAAAAAACAAAACAUUCACAAAAAGAAAUUAGGUUACAAAAUCUUUACCUUUAAGGAGCUGGAACCUUAAAACUUUGAUAGUUAAUAAUUAAAUCAUGGAAAUGACUCUGGGACAAUCACACGUGUAUCCACACUACGCUUGUUAAAAGUGUAAAUCCUAAUUAAAAGUGCUGUUUGUUCAGUAUAAUUAACACUGCCUCUGUGAACAUCUGUUUAAUUAUUCAUUUUUAUUAUGAUGCUCUGAUGCUCGCUCAUGCUUUGCUGGCUUCUGUAACAGCUUUGAGCUUCUUUAGAGACUCAUUCCCAGAUGUGUUUGUAGAUAUUGAAGAUAUUUUAUGAGUGUGAUGUAUUCUGUCAUCUCUGUAUUGCUGUAAUAUGUAUUGCAAUUGUUGUAAAGGAAGAUAAAAGCUGUUGCUUGUGUUGUCACGUGAUGUUCGACUGCUUUCUGUCUAUAACAGGAGGGUUUUAUAGGUGCUCACUUACCUGCUUUUAGUUACUUUCACUAAGUACAACAGCAGUGAAGAGCUAAAGUAAUGAAAAUGAUUAGUUAUAGAUCUGUGGAUUGAUCUGACCUGCAUAAGUCAGUAACCUUUCCUACAGACUAUCAUGAUCAUCAGACUUAUGGUUUUCCUGCAGUGCCCCCAUAAAACUGGACUUUCAGGGGUUUUAAGUGAAAUAUCUGAAUAAUAAAUUGAGGUACUUCCUCAUAGGAUCAACCUUUUUUUCUCUAGAACAGGGAUCACAAAUUCGGUGGCUUGCAUGAGAAACAUGAUAUCAUUUUAAUUGAUCAAGCUUGAGCAUGUUUUGCGGCUCCAUGAAGAUUUUUGUCUUUGCUCAAAAAUGUUUCUUGAUGGUAACGGUUUCUGAUCUAACCUCUUUAGCUCUGGUUCUCUUUGUGUUCAGAGUCAACAUGUUUCCAGUGUGAAUGUGUCAGGGUUGAGCUUAAUAGUGAAAUAUUUAUAUUUUCUGGCCACUUGGAGCACCAAAAAGCCAACAGUGAGAGCUCAGUGUAGCUCAGACAUUUAUAUGUUUAACAAACAAGUGCUUAUCUCCACAUAUUACAGCACAGCAUUAUCAUCCAUUUCCAGCUGUUUUUGUCCCCGUCUGAUAAAGACUUUCCUAAAGUGUAACCGUGGUGACAUCAUCAGCUGGUUUGUGAGACUGCAUUUUGAGUGUUUUUGCUAAAGAGUGGACCUGAGUGACCCGAGUGACAUCAUGAACUCACUGCUUGAGAGUUGACGUGGUUUAACCAGCAGACGAAAGGGAAAAAUGAGCACUCCUUAACUGGUUGCUGGAGGUUGCUGGGUGAAAUCGAAAGAACGUGCUGCUUUAAUCACUAGCAGAUUUCCACAGUGGCCUAUAGCGUGCAUGGAAGAUGGCAACUGGUCUGCAAACACUGGCUAACUAGCAGCUUAGCAACAACAUUGGCUGGAGCCACCAUGUUUCAAAUGGCCUAACUUUUACUUUGAACAAACAUUCACUAUUUCCAGUUUGCACUGUCCUUUUUAAUGUUUUACUGUCACUCAGCUGGUAGUUGGUGAGUCUCUGCAGACAAGUCACCACCUUCCAUGCAAACUGAGGCGACUGUGGCAGUCAAAGUGACUGCAAGGAGGUUUUUGACAACCAGCUGGGGAACACACAUUGCCCACAGACAAUGAGUGUCACAGACGGGUUGGUCACCUGUUUGCAAAACCUCUGUAUUUGUAGAUGUGGUUUUAAUUUAAGAGAGCCGUCUGUGAAACUGUAAAGUGAUUGGCUAACACUUGGCCCAUCUGGCCAAACAGGUGAAAAUUACAGUUGGGAUCAGCAGGAAGUUCAAGUCCAGGAGUGAUUACCUGAUUUUCAGGUUCAAAUCCGACCCACAGUAUGUCUCCUGCAGUGUUUACUGUUACUGUUAGCACAAGACAGUUUUUGUCUCGCACGUAAACGUGAGCUGCUUUUCUCUUAACAGCUGCAGGUGUUCUAAUGAUGCUGCUUUUCUGAGGUUCAAACAUUUCUGAGGUUCUCCAUUUCUGACAUUGCUCUGCAGUAACAAUAGUAACUGUGAUGGCGUGUUUUUGGUAGCUAAACAACAGACUGGUGCAUGAAUGGGUUUAACAGGAGAUGGAUAUCGUGACUCUUGCACAAGGCCGAGAUGCAGCAGGUGCACCGGCCACUCACCGGAUUUAAAUGACUAAAUUUAUCAGCUCAUGCCCGACAGCUGCCCAAGGACACUUCAGAAAAUUACAUGGGAAUAUUAAACUGCAGACCUUUUUUUUCUCUGUGCAAUAUCUCGGCAUAAGUAUGCUCAUCAUAAAAACACUUCAACAGGAUUUUUCCUUAUUUUUUUUACUCACGCAGGAAAACAGGAGUAAUUGGAAGCAGGUUGGCUGCAUGACAUGCAACAGAUGUGUCUGAAAUUGAAAACAAAUAAAAAGGUUUCAGCGCUUCAAUCAAAGAGUUCAUCCUGUGAUUUUUGAUUCAUUCCUUGCAGGAAAAGUGAGAGCCUCCAGGCUGAAGUGAACCCCUGAGAGGUGGCAAUGAAAUGAACUAUAAUUUCCUGCCUGAGCCAACUUGAUUAGUUUGAAAGCACCUACAAACCAGAACUUCAAAAGGUUCCCUGUGGACAUGCUUAACACUCUUGUUCCAGGAUCACAUCACCCCCACUGACCUCUUAGAGAUGUGUUUUUGUCAGAUUUCUGCCGUGUGAACAGACACACAGAGCCAGUGCAUGAAGGUGAAUCUCAGAUGAAAAUUCAGACUGACUCUCAUAACUCAGGACAGCUGAGGGGACACAGGAAUGCAAAAAA
Messenger RNA from Oreochromis niloticus (Nile tilapia), 5178 nucleotides. RefSeq names its product arg8-vasotocin receptor. Gene Ontology annotation, biological process: regulation of systemic arterial blood pressure by vasopressin; positive regulation of vasoconstriction; G protein-coupled receptor signaling pathway. Lineage: Eukaryota; Metazoa; Chordata; Actinopteri; Cichliformes; Cichlidae. The transcript is spliced from 2 exons. The record is from RefSeq and is a predicted model, not a curated record. Bases 257 to 1462 code for a protein of 401 amino acids. Gene Ontology annotation, molecular function: peptide binding; vasopressin receptor activity. Gene Ontology annotation, cellular component: plasma membrane.